ACUAACUCCACGUCAGCAUCUCUGUUCUAUCCAACAAUCAUCGUCCAUCUAGAACCAUCCAUACCACACCACUCCUUCCUUUACGAGUACAACGAGACGAGAUCCAAAAACUAAACCUGAUUUUAAAAGGUUUUUUUCUCUUCGUUCCUUCUUUCCCAUAAUUCUUUCUUUCUCUCUGUGAACGAUCAAUCGAUCUUCGCUCAUAUAUUAUAUCUUACUCUCCUUUCUGUUUUUUUCUUUCGGAAUUGGGAAUUUGGAAUCCCUCUUAUCUAAUGGCGCUUCGAUCCCUCUGUCUGAUGGGAUUUCUUCUCCUCCUUACGAUUGGAUCGUCCAAUGCACAGAUAUCGACAGCAAAAAAUUUGAAUCCCUCAAAGGCUAUUUCUGAUUUGAAGGAUGCCAUCAUUAAGGGAUUAGGGUUUCAAGCUGAUGGCUUCAAGAUUUCUGGUUUCGACAUCAAGGAUGCCUUGGUCGGGCAUUCUGUUGCUUAUGAGUUCGAUAUUGAGAUCGACAAGAAAGUUCUCCCUUUUAAGUUUCUCGAAGAUGUCAACCGAUGGGAAUACGUGGAUCUGCCCAUCUUCCGGACCGAGGAUCCCUCGGUUUCCGGUUGGCAGACUAGCUUAGUAGAUACUCGCGGGUCGCAGGAUCAUGUUUCCCCUGUUUUGUCCCCCUUUCAGUUGGCUGGCCCCAUGGAGCUCUGGAUCCAAGAUGCCAAGGACAUGAGACUUUCGUUACCUCAUGACGUAGACGCCGGUGUGCUGAAGAAGGUCGUUCUAGCGGAAGGCGCUGUGGUGACGGUUAAAGGCGCCAGGUCCGUCAGCCUGCGCCAUCCGCUCGAUCUCCCACUCCCCUUGAACCGAACCCACGGGAGCUUUGCCUCUUCCCUUUUAAGUCUUGCCCAUCGUCUCCGCGAUGCUUCACGCACCCAAGCCGAAGGGGCUCCUUUAGUCUCCCUGAGGAUAGUUGGUCCAUCAUCCCUCACUUCCUCUUCCUCAUCGUCCGAAUCGGAUGGGAAGCUCAAGCUGAAGCGCCUCGCACCGGGACUCGUGGAGUUAUCGUCGCCGUCGAGAGGCAAGACGACCGGAGCCGUUGAAGCAGGUGAGGUGACGACGCUUCUGACACCUGAACGAUUCACCACAAUGUGGCCGGUGGCGUCGGUGAAUGGGUCGAACCGAAACCUGAUGGGGUUCGAGGCACUACUGUACUCUGUGCUGGGUGAGAAGGCGAAUCAGGAAGGGUCGUUUAGGUUGUUGAAGGCGGAUGCAUCGGCGCAGACGUUUCUGAAGAUUGGGUUUAGAGUGGAGAAGCCGUUGAAGGAAGGAGGGGAGGAAGGGAUGAACUGGGAGGGGUUUCCGGAAUGGAGGACGAAGCCAGAAUCGGUGAGGAUGCACUUCGAGGUGUUGGCGAAGGUGGAGGGAGAGAAGGUUGUGCCGGAGAGGGUGGUGCAGGUUAAUCCUGUAGUUGUGGAAGAUAGCGCUGCACCUCAUGUCAUCACUGGUAACAUGACCAUGUCGAAGACCCCUGUCAUACACCCUCCUCCAAAUCCCUUUACCUUGUGAGAUCUUUGCUUGGAGCCCGCGGUUUUAACUUUCAACUUUUGAGGAAAAGCUGAAAACUGUAAAUAAAGAAACGUUAUCAGAAAAAAGUUCCUUUUUUGCUUUUGUUUUCUGGUUUUGGAUGGCAAUGGAGAUGAUGAAAUUACCGUCUUUUGUUUUUCUUGAUAGUCAUUUAACAUAAGAUUGCCAAUUGUUAACAGAUGAUUGAAUUGUAUAAAGUGAAAAUUUUGGUGGGGAGAAGAAGAAAUCUCGAGCCCACAAGCAACAGCAGUUAAAGACUAUAUCUUUAUAGAAAAUUCAUAGUAAUUUGUUUUAAUUC
This is a messenger RNA of Nelumbo nucifera (sacred lotus), 1872 nucleotides long. RefSeq names its product tunicamycin induced protein (gene TIN1). The record is from RefSeq and is a predicted model, not a curated record. Lineage: Eukaryota; Viridiplantae; Streptophyta; Magnoliopsida; Proteales; Nelumbonaceae.